AUGUUUUGGAAGAAAUUACUUAUGAGCCUGCUUAUGCUCAGCCUGGUGUCCUUUUUAAUGGGAGCCACUGUGACCGUGCGACGCAUUCAGCCGCGCGAGACGAACUCCUGCGAAGGUCGCCAGAGUCCGGGGCCCAUCUGCGAGUCCUGCGAACUGCUGGCCACGUGUGUGCGUCACUCGAACGGAUGGGUUAAUAUACCAGUGGAAUCCUGCGAUGUGGCCAAUGGCUACUACUGCAAUGCGCGGCUGGGAAGCUGCACCAAUGAAACUGGACCAUGCCAUCCCUUCGGAAUCGAGGGCAAUUUCCAGUGCACUUCGCAGGGAAUUUUCCCCGAUCCCUACGAUUGCCAGAAGUAUCACAUGUGCUACUUUGUGGGCGCUACUCUCGUUGCAGCUGCCGUGGAUUGUGGCAAUGAUAGAGCCUUCGAUGCGAGGACCGGUCAAUGCACUUUGACCCUAAGUGAUACGGUCUGCCUGCAGCGACAGUACUACUGCCCCAAUGCCGGCCACGUAGCCCCCUGGCCCACUAACCCCAAUAUUUUCUACGUCUGCAAGUCGACGGUUAAUCAGAACUUGAAUGAUACAAUAGUCAUCUACCCCUCACUUCAUCGUUGUAAUGAUGGCGAAACUUUUGUGGAUUAUGUGUGCCGAAGUGGAUCGAAUAGUUUGCCGAAUACUGAUGAUCCUUCGGUGAUUAUAGAGGAUCCCAAUGAUGCGGACUUCUCUGUGGUGCCAAAUACAUGCCAGCACGUGGGUUUGAUUGCCGAUGGUGAUGAUUGCAGAAAGUACUAUUACUGUUCAGCUCUAAAUGGUACUUUGAGGCACAUGGACUGUCCACAGGGAACCUACUACCGACCUGAGUCGUCCUCCUGCGUCCUGGGAACUUGCUGAGGUGGAUGGUGAAUUGUAUUUUAUUCGUUCUUCUAUAGAGAAACCUUAUAACUUAUAAAUAAAUAAAAUAUAUAGUCAAAAGAAUGACAAAAA
Drosophila takahashii is the source of this 984-nucleotide messenger RNA. RefSeq lists its product as uncharacterized. Gene Ontology annotation, cellular component: extracellular region. Gene Ontology annotation, molecular function: chitin binding. NCBI's taxonomy places the organism in Eukaryota, Metazoa, Arthropoda, Insecta, Diptera, Drosophilidae. The record is from RefSeq and is a predicted model, not a curated record.